Molecule: messenger RNA, 1956 nt
Organism: Helianthus annuus (common sunflower)
Lineage: Eukaryota; Viridiplantae; Streptophyta; Magnoliopsida; Asterales; Asteraceae
Product: wall-associated receptor kinase 3
Exons: 3
Coding region: 1-1956 (651 amino acids)
Biological process (GO): protein phosphorylation; cell surface receptor signaling pathway
Cellular component (GO): plasma membrane
Molecular function (GO): protein serine/threonine kinase activity; calcium ion binding; ATP binding
Source: RefSeq, a predicted model, not a curated record
AUGGACAAAUCUUACUACAUAGAAUGUGACUCGGCAACACUAGUUCCCCGCUUGAACCAAACUUUCAGCUUGGUGAUUCGUGAAGGAUUAACUCGGUUUUUAGAAGUUAUAGAGAUAAAACUAGAUGGCCAUCUAAUAGUUAAUCUCCCUAUAGCUCAUGCUUGCUACAACAAGUCAGGGGGGUUACUUUAUGGUUCAGAAGUAUCAUAUCAUGUGCUCAGGUUCCCAUUCUCAAGCACACUAAACAACUUUGUCGGGGUAGGAAGAGACGUUAAAACGGGUGUCAAACUUACAGAGCCUGUUGUGACUACAUCGUGUCUAACAAACUUUUUGAAAAUAAGAAAUGCUAAAAAUGGGUCAUGCCUAGGCUUUGGUUGUUGCAAAACCGGCAUUCCAGCUCCAAACAUCACAUAUGCAAAAGUUUUUGUCAAACCCACCAAAAACAGCAAAAAACCACGAGAUUAUAAAAUGUGUGGUUAUGCUUUCAUUGUGGAUAGAGAUAAGUAUAACUUCAACAAUGGCAAUUAUAGCACUUUAAGCACCAACAAGUCCUUCCCAGCGUUUCUUGAGUGGUCUAUUGCAAAUAUAACAUGUGAAGAAGCUCAAAAGGACAAAGUAGCAUAUAUGUGUCAAGACAACAGUGUAUGCGUAAAUGGAGAAGAUAAAUUUCUUGGAUAUCGCUGCAAUUGCUCACCGGGAUUCAGCGGAAACCCAUACAUCAAGGGUGGAUGUCAAGAUGUCAAUGAGUGUGAGUCUCAGGAUCAUAAUGAUUGCUUGCUUGGACAUUGUAAGAACACAUAUGGGGGUUUUUAUUGUGUUUGCCCAGAUGGGUACCACGGUAAUGCCAAAAGAGGUGGACAGUGUACAAAAGAAAAAUCAGAUAUUGGAUCAGUCAUUAAAGGUAUUAGUGAAGGUGUUGCAGGUGCAACUUUGACAAUGAUUUUUGUGUUCUGGGGAGUCAAGCAUAGGAGAAAAAUCGAGGUUAGAAAGGACUUAUUCAAGCAAAAUGGUGGUAUCAUGUUACAGAAAAUGUUAUUUACAAGCAAAGAUACUGCCAACCAAGCGACCAUAUUCACAGAAGAAGAGUUGAAGAAAGCAACAGACAACUUCAAUGAUGCCAACAUUAUAGGGCAAGGCGGUUAUGGUACUAUUUACAAAGGAUAUUUAACAGACAAGACAAUUGUAGCUAUCAAGAAGUCUAAAGUAAUUGACCAAAGGCAAGUGAAGCAGUUUGUGAAUGAGGUGAUCAUUCUAUCAAAAAUCAAUCAUCCAAAUAUUGUAAAACUCCUUGGAUGUUGCCUAGAAACACAUGUCCCCUUGCUUGUGUAUGAAUAUGUAACCAAUAACACCUUAUGCCACCACAUACAUACAAAUCCUAUGUUGACAUUAGAGAAACGGCUAAAAAUAUCUGAAGACACUGCUGAAGCUCUUUCCUACAUGCAUUCAACCUUACAGAUUAUCCAUAGAGAUGUGAAGCCGUCGAACAUAUUGAUGAGUGAUGAUUUCACUGCAAAAGUUUCUGAUUUUGGGAUAUCAACAUUUGUUCCUCCUGGUAAAACCCAUCUAUCAACAUUUGUAAAAGGAACCGUGGGCUAUGUGGAUCCUGAAUACUUUCGAACCUGUAAAUUAACCGAGAAGAGUGAUGUUUAUAGUUUUGGAGUUGUUCUUGUAGAGUUACUUACCAGAACAGAUAUUCGUUCUUUAGAGAUACCGCUAACAAUCUAUGCUGGUGCAGCAGCAUACUUUGCUUCGCUACUGGAACAAAAUGCAUUAGUUCAAGUUCUUGAUGAUCAACUGAAAAGAGACGAGUAUACUGAGGUGGUGAAAUCUCUUGCCAAGUUAGCAAUUAGCUGCCUUGACCUUGAAUGGAAGACAAGGCCCACAAUGGAAGAAAUAAAACAAGAGUUGAAAGAACUAAGAUAUCUUCUGUUGUCCAUGGAAGCUGAUUGUAUAUAG